UUUUGAUAAGUGAAUCAGACGUCAAGAUCCUACGAGUCUACGUCGUUCCCCCUUCCCUCGAAAGAACCUCGAGAUGGCUGUCAGAUUGUCUUCGUUGCCAGACGACAUCCUGCUCAUGAUAUUGAAGCAGGUACCCGUUCUAUCCACUCUUAUUGUUGCGUGGCAUUUACUCACUCUUCAAAGGUUCACUUGAAUGACCCCAAGGCUUUGCCUGUUAUGUGCCUCGUCGGCAAACAAUUCUUUCAUCUGGAGGUACCCAUAUUGCACCGCACUGCAGUGAUUACCCCAGAAAAGCUGAGAAAGCACACUUGUUCGGAAAUGGACGGCUUGCGUAGUAAUCUUCGACGAAGAAUAGUUGAUUUUGCUCGUGAUUUGACGAUCAGGGGCUCGGGGUUCGAUUGGGAAUUCUUGGAGAAAUUGCUAGCAGAGAUGAAGCAGUUGGAUAUCGUUCAUUGGUCUUCGUGGGAAGAAUCUAUUCCAAAGACAGUCUUAGACUGUCUUUCGACGAACCACCCCGAAUGUGCAAUUUAUAUCGAGAACCUUGAGCUUGGAGAUACACCCUACAUGACCUCUCCACGAGAUGGUCUCAGUCUUCUUGAUGAUCUUUCGGGAUGUAAAAGUAUCCGAUUCAUCGAGCUCAAUAUCGACUACAAUGAGCGAGAGUCAACCGGACGCAUCAAAGAAGUCUUGAUGAGUUGCCCCAACCUCGAGAUCCUGCAUCUCCGCGACCCGUCAGCGACUUAUUCAAUGGAUUCACUCGAACACGGAACGCAUGACAUAUGUGUCGAAGUAGGGAACCAACUUCCUCGUGUGCGAGAGCUUGUUUACGAGAGCCACUCAAAGCAUAGGACCCUGAUUCCAAACAGUUUUUAGAACUAGUCGCGAAUCGAACACCUUGAACUUCGUGGUGAACAGAUGCUUCGGUUCGUAGAGAAGCUGCGAGGCUUACCCACGAGACUUAAGACUCUAAAGAUAGAGAACUUCUGUAGAGCAGAGGAUAUCCAAGAGGCCACCCUGAUUUUGGAUCGAUUUAUGUGGAAGAUCAAGGGGUUGGUUGAAUUGCAUCUAGUUAAUGCGACACUUCAUGU
This is a messenger RNA of Mollisia scopiformis, 1088 nucleotides long. RefSeq lists its product as uncharacterized. Bases 217 to 873 code for a protein of 218 amino acids. The record is from RefSeq and is a predicted model, not a curated record. NCBI's taxonomy places the organism in Eukaryota, Fungi, Ascomycota, Leotiomycetes, Helotiales, Mollisiaceae. The transcript is spliced from 2 exons.